Molecule: messenger RNA, 2584 nt
Organism: Microcebus murinus (gray mouse lemur)
Lineage: Eukaryota; Metazoa; Chordata; Mammalia; Primates; Cheirogaleidae
Gene: YARS2
Product: tyrosyl-tRNA synthetase 2
Biological process (GO): tyrosyl-tRNA aminoacylation
Cellular component (GO): mitochondrion; cytosol
Molecular function (GO): tyrosine-tRNA ligase activity; ATP binding; RNA binding
Source: RefSeq, a predicted model, not a curated record
GAGAAGCUAAUGAAUGUAAUGAGUAUUGGGGAUUGAGGCGCAAUUGGGGUGUCUGUACUGCGAAAUUGUUUGCGUCUGGACGCCAUCUCCGCAUCUCUUCGUGACAAUUCCUAAGCCUUUAUAACCCUCUUCACAGGGUUUUGCAUAGAACCAAGACUUCAAAGAACUUGCACAUCACAAUGUUUUUACGUGAAAAUUUAAAUAAAAGUUAACAUUUAUAGAGCACUAUGUACCAAGUGCUUUAAUUCUUAAUCCUCACAACAACCCUAUGAGGCAGGGACUAUAAUCAUAAACAUCUACACUGUGGAUGAGGAAAUGGAGUUUUAGGAAUGGUAAAGCUACUGGGCCCGAGGCGGAAUCGCCACUUGGAUAGUCGGAACUCCCAGGACUGGCUAAAACACAAGCUCCGUUACUAAGUGACCGCCUCGCGCACGACCCGGGCAUGCGCAGAAAGACACUGACGCACUUCCCUAGGAGCGGUAGAAGACUGGGCGCCGCCGGGGCCGCUGUGAUCCCGGCAUUCCUUGCGUGCCGCCACCACAAUGGCGGCGCCCAUGUUGCGGCUUUUUUCUAGAGGCUGUUGGUCUAGUGCCCCAACCUCAUCAGGAGUCUUGCCCCUGGUGGUCCGUAAGGCUCACUCGGGUGCUCAGGGGUUACUGGCGGCGCAGAAGGCUCGGGGUCUGUUCAAGGAUUUCUUCCCGGAGAGGGGUACGAAGAUAGAGCUCCCAGAACUCUUCGACCGUGGCACGGCGGGCAACUUUCCCCAAACCAUUUACUGCGGCUUCGACCCCACAGCUGACUCGCUGCAUGUGGGGCACCUGCUGGCGCUGCUGGGCCUGUUUCAUUUCCAGCGAGCGGGCCACAACGUGAUCGCGCUGGUGGGAAGCGCCACGGCGCGCCUGGGAGACCCGAGCGGCCGCACCAAGGAGCGCGAGGCGCUGGACGCGGAGCGCGUGCGAGCGAACGCGCGCGCCCUGCACGGAGGGCUCGAGACCCUGGCGGCUAAUCACCAGCAGCUCUUCAAUGAUGGGCGUCCCUGGGGCAGCUUCACCGUGCUGGACAACUCAGCCUGGUACCACAAGCAGCACCUGGUGAACUUCCUGGCGUCACUGGGCGGCCACUUCCGCAUGGGCACGCUGCUGAGCCGGCUGAGCGUGCAGGCGCGGCUCAAGAGCCCCGAGGGCAUGAGCUUGACCGAGUUCUUUUACCAGGUGCUCCAGGCCUAUGACUUCUAUCACCUGUUCCAACAUUAUGGAUGCAGGGUCCAGCUGGGAGGAUCUGAUCAGUUGGGCAACAUCAUGUCCGGAUAUGAGUUCAUCCACAAGUUGACUGGAGAAGAUGUAUUUGGAAUCACUGUCCCUCUGAUUACAAGUACAACUGGAGCAAAGCUGGGAAAGUCUGCUGGCAAUGCUGUUUGGCUAAACAGAGAUAAGACAUCUCCAUUUGAAUUGUAUCAAUUCUUCCUCAGGCAGCAUGAUGAUUCAGUGGAAAGGUACCUGAAGCUCUUCACUUUUCUGCCUAUUCCGGAGAUUGACCACAUUAUGCAACUGCACCUCAAAGAGCCAGAAAAGCGGGGUCCUCAGAAACGACUUGCUGCAGAAGUAACAAAGCUUGUUCAUGGACGAGAAGGACUGGAUUCUGCUAAAAGGUGUACACAGGCCCUUUACCAUAGUAGCAUAGAUGCACUGGAGGUCAUGUCUGAUCAAGAGUUAAAAGAGCUGUUUAAAGAAGCUUCAUUUUCUGAAUUAGUUCUUGACCCUGGAACAAGCGUCCUAGAUACAUGCCGCAAAGCAAAUGCCAUUCCCGAUGGUCCCCGAGGGUAUCGAAUGAUAACAGAAGGUGGAGUCAGUAUAAAUCACAGACAAGUAACAAAUCCUGAGAGUGUUUUAGUUGUUGGACAACAUAUUCUCAAGAAUGGACUUUCUUUACUUAAAAUAGGAAAAAGGAAUUUUUACAUUAUAAAAUGGCUUCAGCUAUGAAAAAUCCUUUUCAAACGAACUUAUCCAUCAUUCAUUCUCAAGACAUGAAAGGUUGGCUCCAGAACUUAUACCUUCGCUUAUGCAAAUCAGAAAAACAGUGGAGUAUACAGUAGGCCUCAAGUGUGAGUAAUUUCAUUAUUUUUAUGGGUUGGUUAAUAAGGUGUCUGUUUCGUGAUGGGAUAUUUUAUUUCUGAUCCACAAACAUUAAGGACUACUAUAGAAAACCAUGAUUCCCAGGGUUAAUCUUUUUUAUAAAAAAUUAUAUUUCACGAAAGAAAUAAAUGCUGUCUGACCUCUCUCUACCCUUGCUCUCCUUUGUGGGAGACAAAAGUAAGAGCAAUGAAAAAGAGGUGGUAUAAGUAAGGAAUUGUGGCUGCUUUUACAUCAGGUAAGGAGCCUGGAUCCUGACCAGUGUUAUGUAGUCGUUAUAAAACCAGCAAUGCCUCUAGUAUCCACAUUAGAAAUGGGAAAAAACAGUAUUAGAAACUUUCUAUAGGUAGAAAUAUUUUAUAAAUUUAGAAACUUUUUAAUUGGCUUUAACUUUCAACUUCCGCCACUAAGCAGACUGCAACUUAAGUAACUGAAAAGUGAAGCAACCAAAGAAA